This is a messenger RNA of Dermacentor andersoni, 627 nucleotides long. Its product is annotated as juvenile hormone acid O-methyltransferase-like. The record is from RefSeq and is a predicted model, not a curated record. NCBI's taxonomy places the organism in Eukaryota, Metazoa, Arthropoda, Arachnida, Ixodida, Ixodidae. Gene Ontology annotation, molecular function: S-adenosylmethionine-dependent methyltransferase activity.
AUGCCUGCGCCGUCCGCUGUGAAAACCGACUCUCAGCCAGUUUUAAAUGUUGAAGGCUACAACCACUUAGAACGCCACACGACAAAGGAAAACAUCGACACCCUGAACCGAAUACGGUUCCACGCAAAGCCACGCGACGGCCAUCGACACUUGGACAUCGGGUGCGGGCCGGGGACCUUCACGACAGACUACCUCGUUCCCUUGUCUUCGCCGUGCAAAACGAUUCUGGCCAUCGACAAAUCACCUUCGAUGAUCGACUUCGCGAAGAGAAACUCCGCGCACGAGAACGUAGAGUACCGUGUGUUCGACUUCGGCGGCACUGACGUCGCGGAGCUGCUGAACGCGUACGGCCACUUUGAUCGUGUCUAUUCGCUCCUGUGCUUCCACUUCGUCAAAGAUCAGCCUAAAGCCUUCAGGGAUAUUGCGCGACUGCUGACACCGAAAUCCGGAGAGUGCCUCGUGAUGUCCGCGCUUGCCACUGAGCCAGUGGAUGCUUGGCUCCAAAUGCACCUGAUGGAACGCUGGAGAGAUGUGACUCCCGCUGCCAACAUUCGCAGUCAAUUUCGCCUCGGCUGCUGCUACUUCACCAUAGGGCCCGUCAACUUGAGAAUGGCUGCUCUAAAUUGA